Molecule: messenger RNA, 1126 nt
Organism: Culicoides brevitarsis
Lineage: Eukaryota; Metazoa; Arthropoda; Insecta; Diptera; Ceratopogonidae
Product: collagenase-like
Exons: 2
Coding region: 34-1029 (331 amino acids)
Biological process (GO): proteolysis
Molecular function (GO): serine-type endopeptidase activity
Source: RefSeq, a predicted model, not a curated record
UUUGAUUUUAAUUUUACGUGAAAUGCUUUUAAAAUGUUUAAAUUAGUCAUUUUUGCGUGUUUUCUUGCUCUAGCAAGUGCUGAUCCGCAAUGGCCAGGAAUCCCUCAAAUCCCCGGAGUCCCAAAAGUUCCUCAAAUACCCGGAAUUCCAGGCAUUCCCCAAAUCCCAGGUGUCCCAAAAUUGCCUCAAAUUCCCGAUUUUCCCAACUGGGAUGACUUUAGCAGUGAUGACGGAGGUGAACAAAUCGCCUUAUCUCAACCAGUUUUCCCGGAAGAUGCUCGUGCCCGUACCUCAUCUCGCAUUGUAGCUGGAUUUCCCGCCCAAGUUGGUCAAUUUCCGCAUCAAGUACGAAGUAUCACGCAAGUUUCCGCUACCGAAUCCAGCGUUUGUGGCGGCUCAAUCCUGUCGGAAACUGUCGUCGUUACUGCCGGGCACUGCACUUAUCGUCACACAACCUUCCAACUUGGCUUCGGAUCUGUGGAAUUUAAUAAUCCAGCGUUGACUAUCACGACCAGUCACAAAAUCGAACACGAAUUAUACAAUCCAUCGAAUUUAAAUAACGAUAUUUCGUUGUUAAUUCUUCCUCAGAAAAUUACUUUUUCGCGAAAUAUUCAACCGAUUCAGCUGCCAAGUUAUCGUCAACGAAGUCAGACUUUCGCAGGGGUCAAAGCCACAGUUUCGGGUCACGGAAAAACGUCGGAUAACAGUCAAGUGUCGACCCGAUUGAUGUACACGCACGCCCGAGUGAUCGCAAAUUGGCAAUGUGCUCGUUAUUAUGCCCCGGGAAUUAUUGUGCAGUCCACGUUGUGCGCCACAGGAUGGGAUAAUAAUCGGCAGUCGACGUGUAAUGGGGAUUCGGGAGGUCCAUUGAUCGCUUAUGACAAUAAUAUUAGACAAAAUAUCUUGAUUGGAGUUGUUUCCUUCGUUUCGGGCAAUGGAUGUCAGACGGGAAUUCCAUUUGGAUUUGUUAGAACUACGAGUUAUUUGGAUUGGAUUCAACGCAAUUCGGGACUUCAAGUGAGGCCAUAAAGUUUUUGAAGAGUUUUGACUGAAAAGAUAAUAAAUUAAAUUCUGUUAAACGAAAAUUUGGUGUUUUUUAUGAAAGUUUUUCCUUUUUACGUAUAAU